This is a messenger RNA of Belonocnema kinseyi, 975 nucleotides long. RefSeq lists its product as uncharacterized. The transcript has a single exon. The record is from RefSeq and is a predicted model, not a curated record. Bases 1 to 975 code for a protein of 324 amino acids. NCBI's taxonomy places the organism in Eukaryota, Metazoa, Arthropoda, Insecta, Hymenoptera, Cynipidae.
AUGAUAUCCUACUGUGGAUCAAAUCAUCAAAAAGAUCAUUUUCCAUUACACAAGAAAGUUUGCAAAAUUACUUCAAUCUUGAUGAAGGGAAAGACUCACCUCUUUGAAGACUUUGAAAAAAAUGAUACGGAAACAUGGUUCCAAAUGAGACAAAAAUCCAUAUUUUUAGUGGAACGUGCUUUGUGUCGCCCUCUUAAAUCAGAUGAAAAAGAAAAUUGUGAAUUUCCCAGAGUUUGUUUCGUUUGUCGGGAAACGAGACAGCAUCUCUUAACAGACUGUGCUGGUUGCAGAUCCACAAGCUUUUGUGAAAAACACCCAAGCAGUCCCCUUCAUGAUGAAGACUGUGCUGAUUUAAACCGCUGUUUUGAUUUGGAAACACGCUGGAACGAGAUAAAACGUAUGGGCGUAUCUGCAGCUACACAUUACUUAAUAGACGCCACAAAGAUAAAUCCCUUAACGCCAUUUACGUCCAUGAAAGAAUUUUUAGAUCAAAACCUGAAAGCAGAUUGUUUCGACUUCUUCUCCGAUGAUCUCAUGCUGCCAAAAUUAGAAGUUCGUAACACCUUAUUCAAAGAGGAUUUUCCUGAAUUGUCAAAGCCCAGGAAUACUUCUGGGAUCCUCGAAGACUUGAAGAUGCGAGUAUCGGAAAAUCUGACGUCGAUACUGACGAUGUACAAUGUUUUUGAGAAAUUGAAAUAUCAACCUACUUCCAAAUUGAUUCUCCACGUGUGUAAUGUUUCAAAUACACUUCCAGAGUAUUUUAAUUCUUGGGAGCUUCUUUUACACUUGCUACCUAAGGUUAAUACCCUGAAGGUUCUGGUAGUAGUGACCGAUAACGACGCAGCGACAAAAAAGAUGAAAAUAAAAGUAUGCGCUGUAUGCGCUUCAAAAAAGAAGAUAUUGAUCGUCGAGACGAAAAGGAUUGCUGAAAUGGCGCCUUAUCUAAAACAUUUAGAAGACAGGGAUUCUGAAUAA